Diorhabda carinulata is the source of this 6998-nucleotide messenger RNA. It is a transcript of the gene Corin, whose product is annotated as atrial natriuretic peptide-converting enzyme. Gene Ontology annotation, biological process: proteolysis. Gene Ontology annotation, molecular function: protein binding; serine-type endopeptidase activity. The transcript has 15 exons. The record is from RefSeq and is a predicted model, not a curated record. NCBI's taxonomy places the organism in Eukaryota, Metazoa, Arthropoda, Insecta, Coleoptera, Chrysomelidae. Gene Ontology annotation, cellular component: membrane. Bases 106 to 2967 code for a protein of 953 amino acids.
UUGUGCACAUGUUAUCACGACGCGGAGUUGUACGUUGUACUCUUAUCGCGCGCAACCCACCAGAUACAACAGGUCUGUUGUAAUAAAAACAAUGAUGCUAUAGACAUGGUUGACCGACACUUUCAGACUAUCGACCCAGAAGACAUAAAAUCAAGGCCAAGAUGGGGAAGUCUGGCUAACGAGCGAACUCUAUUAGAAAUACUGGAAAGGGAUCACUCGGCACUACAGCCAACAUCACUCACUUUAGCAGCCGUUAACUCAAAUAUCUAUGCUAGAAGACAUUCUGCACAUGCCUACUCCAUUUCAGAAGAAAAUGCGAAACAUCCAGCAUCAAUUCAGGCUUCAAUUUCCAUACGUCCACCACCAGUACCAAAAAGAAAUUUGCCUGUUACUACAAAUACAACUAACCAGGUGAAAGUAGUGGCACAUGUUAAGUCAGCAGAGCCUCCACCACUUCCUCCAACCCCAAAAUGUCGUGCACUACCCACUAUAUUUUCUGAAAACAAACCCAAACCACCUGCUCGUCAUAUUUCAAAUGAGAUCAGUAACAUCAAUCGACGACUUGAUUUCAAUAGAAACUCCUGCCCCAAACAAAACUGUAAAUCAUCUACAUAUAAGUUGCCGCCAGUACCUAUAGGACCUCCCCCUCCCGCACCCGGAUCUAAAUGUCAUAGAACUAAUAACUCAACAAACAAAGCUCAAGGCCAGCAUUCCCAAGGGAAAGUAUCCAUAAGACAAGAUUCUAGUAUAUCAAGCGAUAGUUUCAGUCAAACUUCAUCUCCAAGUUAUACAACAAAAACAAUGGAAACUCCUCUACUGCCCCCAAAAACUCCCGUGAAAGAAAAUGGUGUUCACAUAUCAAAGGCGAAAACUCCGGAAGAUGACCCAAAUGGAAAUCCUAUGAUUACUAAAAGUGCAUCAACACCCGCAAGUCUACAAACUAUCGUCAGAUUCCACAAUGGUUCCAACAUGUCUCUUCAUCACAGGAUAAUUAGAGAUAUGCGACGACCUUCGUCAAUGUACACCAAUAGAUUAAAGUUCAGAUUUGCGCAGUUGGUCAUUAACGCUGUAGCACUUUUCGCUAUCGGAGCUGGAAUGGCUGCUUACUUCAAAGCCUACCCUACUUCAGUUAAAGUAGUUAAUAAAUCUUUAAACGUAACAACUAAUCCGAUAAUAGUAGAAAAGAAGAGUGAAAAUCCAGCUCCUGGUAUAUGCUUGCCAGUCAUAGUACAGUUUUGUAAACAGCAUAGGAUACCGUACAAUUUCACAGUUUUCCCAAACUAUAUUGGUCAUUUUGGACAAAGGGAUGCAGAACAAGAGUUGGAAGUGUACGAUGCUGUGGUCGACGUGAAAUGCUAUGAUUUGGCAGCACUGUUCCUCUGUUCCUUAUUUGUUCCAAAGUGUGGGCCAACAGGAGGGGUUGUUAGGCCUUGUAGAAGCUUAUGCCUCGAAACGAAAAGGCGAUGUGGCUUUUUCUUGGAUGUAUUUGGUUUAGCGCUACCCGACUACCUUGACUGCGAAUUAUUUCCAGAAUCUGUCAAUCCUAGUCAAUGUGUAGGGCAUCAUGAAGUUAAGUUAUCUAAACUACAAGCUGCUAAACCUGUAUGCGAUUUCGGAUUCCAGUGUGACGUAAAGCGUUGCAUUCCAAAAGACUGGCAAUGUGAUGGCCAUGUGGACUGUAAAGAUCAAUCUGAUGAAUUGGAGUGUCACAAAUGUGGUGCAGGUAUGAUCAAUUGUGGAGCUGAUAAAUGUAUCACGCAGGAACAUCUGUGCGAUGGUAAAGUCGACUGCCCUUGGGGACAGGAUGAGAGGAAUUGCCUUAGGCUGAGUGAACGAAAUGGAGAUGAAGGAAAAGGCCAAUUAGAAGUUUAUCGACCAAAUCAAGAAAAAUGGGUGCCAGCAUGUGUAGUCCACUGGGAUGAUAGAACGUCUGCCAAAACCAUAUGUUCGCUACUCGGAUAUUCGAAGGCGAAUUAUAGUCGUCUAUUACAGGGAGUGGAUAUUCAAUCUCCUAUUAUUCACGAGACUACAGCAAUUUGGAGAUUUAAUCAACAUAAACGUCCUAAGAAUUUAAUCAGAGAAUUUGGAGCUUGUCCAGAAAAGAAUUAUCCAACCGUGCAUCUAUCUUGUACCAACUAUGCAUGUGGUAGAGUUCGUAAAACAUACGACGCUUCUGACAACAAUAAAAAGAAACAUGAACAACGACAAAAUAGAAUCGUGGGUGGAGUUAGAUCCAAGCCAGGUGAUUGGCCUUUUUUGGCAGCGCUCCUCGGUGGGCCAGAAGAAAUAUUUUACUGUGCGGGAGUGCUAAUUGCUGAUCAAUGGGUUCUCACAGCAUCACAUUGUGUGGGAAAUCAUUCAGACGUAUCUGGUUGGACGAUUCAGUUAGGCAUAACGAGAAGACACGCACAUUCUUUUUAUGGACAAAAAAUGAAAGUCAAACGUGUGGUUCCACAUCCUAUGUACAAUAUCGGAGUUGCUCAUGAUAAUGAUGUUGCACUUUUCCAGCUUUCCAAUAGAGUGACAUUUCACGAACAUCUUUCCCCUGUCUGUCUACCUCCAGCUGAUAAAGACCUUAAGCCAGGAACUAAGUGUACAGUAAUUGGUUGGGGCAAAAAGGAAGACACCGGAUUAUCCGAAUAUGAGCCAGAAAUCAACGAAGUAGUGGUCCCGGUAUUAAAUAGAGACCUUUGUAACGCAUGGCUAGAAAAUAGGGAUUUGAAUGUUACCGAAGGAAUGAUUUGUGCGGGAUAUAAGGAAGGAGGCAAAGAUGCUUGUCAGGGCGACUCAGGAGGACCGUUAUUAUGCCAUGAUACUGAAAAUGGGGACUCAGAAACAUGGUUUGUUGGAGGAAUUGUGAGUUGGGGUAUCAAAUGCGCUCAUCCUCACCUUCCAGGGGUAUAUGCGUACGUUCCGAGGUAUAUAAAAUGGAUAGAACAACAGAUAACAAAGUAUUCCGGAGAUUAGAAUGAAAAAUUAAUAGAAAUUAUGAGUUUGAUAUCGACAAUAAUGAAACAAUAUUGAAUGGUACAAAUUAUACAAGGUAACCUAUAUGAUUUUCUAUGGCAAUUUACAAACAAAGAGGAAAACUUUGUUAAACCUCGUGGUAUAGCUGAAUUUCUUCCUGUCAUCAUUACUUAUACUUCAAUACCAGAACUACGCACAAUAUCUAUUGAUUGAUUGAUUGAUCCUUUUUAGUGAUAUCUUGUGACAAUUCACACCUAGUGUUCGAGCGGACCGCCACAUGUGAUUUGAAUUAUACAGUUGUAAAAUUUACACAAAUUGUGACAUAUUUUAAAAACUAACUUUCACCGUUGCAUAUCCCUUAAGAUUACCAGAAUUUUUAUUAAGCUUCAUUCUAAGAGAUACUGUUACUGAUACUGUUACACAUCAUAUUUAAUAUAUAUUUCUUUAACUUACCCAAGAUUAUUUGAAUAUAAAUCAACAAUAAAGAAGUUAUUCCUCGCUUGUAUCAUUGUGUAGCAAACGCGAGAUUCAUGAGAAAAAGAAAAUUGCAAAAUGAAGGCAUGUUAGUUAACAUAAUAUAUCAGCUCGUGUGAUACAAAAAAAUAAAAAAAAGAUCUCAGAUAUUGUGAAGUUAGUAAAAUCAGUGCAUCAAAUGUAAUAUUUCAUUGAAUAUGGGACAUUUGCUUAGUACAAAAAAUUACCUAAGAAAAUAAAUACAAUUAAGGUGAAUUAAAACUGACUUGAGUUGUUCUACCUAUAUAUAUUAAAUUUUUCUGAAAACGAAUAGAUAUUUGUCUCUAAACUACAGUCACUUUUUAAAAUUUCAAUACCUUCAAACAACGAUUUCUUGUUUCAUACAUUUUACAUUAUUUAUACUUAUUGCAUGAUUAUGUUUGGCAUCGUGUUCAUCAAUUCCCAAUUUUUCUGUCCGUCCAUAUUUUAAAUAAAAUAGAGAUUCUUUAAAUCGAACAUUAACAGUUAAUACAAUAAUAACAGUAAUAACAAUAAAACAGGUAAUUUUGUAUAUUCUAUUCUUUUCAAUACCAGUAUUUUAUUGUCAAAAUUACCUAACAAUUGUUCUAAAGAUUGUUCGAUGUACAAACUUCAAACCUACUAUGUUGAAACAUUCCAAAAUUCUUUUGUAAAGCAGGUUCAAAAAAUACUGGAGCUGUUUUUCAUUAAGCUUUUUCAAAAAUUUAAAUAACAAUGGAAAAUAUGUCGGGCAAACCAGGAGGUCCAGUGUAAGGAGCACAUAGACAUUUUAAAACAUGAAUCGACAGAAAAACGGUUUAUUGGCGGAAUAAUUUUGUAUACAUAAGUAAGGUAAAUUAAGUAAGUCUUAGAAUACCUUCGGUCUCGGAGACAUACGCGUUAGAUAGUGUGUGAUUUUUUUAGUAGUGGCAGUAAGCAGUAUGUUUAGUAUUAAAGUUUGAAAUUAAAUUACAGAUAUUUGUUGAUGUUUUCCGAAAUGCGCAAAUUCUAUAUCUUCAGCAAAUUUGAUAUCGGAAAAGUUUCCCUUAUAGUGCCUAUUUUGAUAAUAACUAUCAGAUAGUAUUCUAUUUAAACAUUUUGAUUACAAAUUAGUCUUAAAAAAUCAUAAAAUAAUACAAUAAUGCGAUUAGUUAUUAUCAAAAUUUUGCAUUAGAAAAUUUUUGUCUUAAUUUGUGGGAAAUUUCGUGAUUUGUUUAAUGCAUAUAUCCGCGAAGUAUGUACGAAGUGAAAAAAAAAUCACUAAUUUCUUUUGUAUCGAAAAUUUCUUCGACCAUUCUCUAUUUUCUUUUAAUAGAUUAUUCAAUAAAGAUUGAAACUUUUUCCACGCGCUAUUUUCAAAUAUCCAAAAUUCCAACUUCUUUUUCCUCUACUGCCUUGCACCUACAGUGCGAUGGCGAUUUUCUUAUGGUCAGACAUCUUUUAUAGCGGCAUGACACAGCUUUCCGGUGUUAUUUAUGCCAGUCCAGUGUUUUAUAUUGCGUAGCCUUGACAUUUGUUUUCGGCCUACGCCUCUCUUUCCUUCGAUCUUUCCUUGUAGGAUUCAUUGGGGUAUUGUAUAUCUUUCUCCUCUAAGAACGUGAUCCAAAUAUUCAACCUUGCUCAAGUUGAGCAACUCUCUCUUAGUCCCCGCUCUUCUUAGUACAUCGUCGUUCCUCACUCUGUCUGUCCAUGAUGUACGCAACAUUCUUCGAAGGUUCCACUUUUCGAAGGCUUCUAGUUUAUUGAUAGACGAUAUCUUUAAUGUCCAUGUUUCCGUGCCGUACAGUUAAAUUCACCAUUCUAUACCGAAGGUCAAUGGAGAGAUUACGGUUACACAACAUCGGUUUAAAUUUAAUUAAUGCCUGUCUUGCGUGUUCAAUGCGGCAUUUAAUGUCUUGCUAAGGGACCCAUUUCUCAUUUAUGGUUAUACCUAGAUAUUUAAACGUCUGCACUUGUGCGUUUUAUCUAAGUAUAUGCAGUUGGGCACACAAAUGCAUUUCUACUUAUUGCCAUGCACUUGGUUUUUGUUGCAUUUAUUUUUAAGCCAUAUGAUCUCCCAAUAUUAUUUAUUUUAUCUAGUAAUGAUUGCAUCUCGAGUACGUUGUCUAUGAGUAUUGCCGUAUCGUCCGCAUAGCGAAUAUUAUUCAGCGGGUAUCCAUUAACUUUAACACCAUAACCGAGCCCUCAGGAGCCUCGGUAAAGACAUUAUCUAAAUAGAAGUUGAACAGCAUAGGAGACAAAAUACACCCCUGGCGUACCCCUCUUAAAACUUAGAACUCUUCUGUGUUGAUUGUCUGAUUCAUCCUAACCCGUGCUUUCUAGUUCCAAUAGAGAUUUUGAAUAAUUCUUAAAUCUCUGCUAUCAAUGUUUGCGCUCUGCAGCGUUUUUAUCAUAGUUUCAUGCUUGACGGUAUCAAACGCCUUCCUGUAGUCGAUGAAUAUGAUGUAACCGUCUUUUCGUUGGUCAAUGCAGUUUGGAACCAGGGUAUUUAAGCAGCAAACUGCUUCGCGUUUACCCAUAUCGCUUUUGAAACCAAAGUGGGUCACUCCAUUUAGUUCUUCUAACUUUCUGAACAUCUUGUGUGGGGGUUACGGAGGAAUAACUUGAGCAUAUGACUUAUUAAACUAAUCAGUCGAUGAUAUUUGCAUUUUACCGCUUUUGAUGUUAUUAUAAAAGUUGAGUAGAGCCAAUCGUUUGAAAUGUGACUUGUGCUAUGGAUGUCAUUGAAAAGGUUUUCUAACAUGUCAAUGUUAUGGUCUUCGAACAGCUUUAUAGCCUCGGUGGGAAUGUCAUCUUGGCCAGUUCCUCCUGGGUAUUUUUUAGACGGGUGGUACAAGCGAGAUCUCUUUAGCCUUUUUGUGUAGGUCUAAACUGUCGCACCUCGUUUGUAAGAGCUCUACUUCUUCGCAAUUCUUAUUAUUCUUACUACCCAAACCAAAAUCUCCAACUACGUUUUCACAUCGGCCUCUACCAACCUUGGCAUUAAAAUCGCCCAUUAUUAAGUUGAUAUCGUUCUUUGUGAGUUUUAAUGCCUGGUUUAUUUUACUAUAGAACUGUAAGGCUUCACUUUUUGCUUUUUCUACCGUGAGCGCAUAAAAUUGUAUCAAGUUGAUGUUCAGUGGUUAGCCCGCCAAUCUAACUAUCAUCACUCGGUUCGAAACUGGUAUAAAAUCUAUAACAGAGGGCACAAUUCCAUUUUCAAACACCAGUGCAACGCCAUGUCGGUGAUGAUUAUCGGUGAUAUCGCUGCAGGAAUAAUACACUGUAAAUUUAUCCUUGGGGAAAGUACCUGAUCCUGACUAUCUCAUUUCACUUAUAACCAUUACAUUCACUUGUAACCGUUGCAUUUCCUUUAUAAGAUUGUGCAACUUUCCUAUACACAAACCAUUUACAUUCCAUGUUGCCACUUUUUGAAUAACAUCUUGCAGUCAACCCUUAGGAUUCUUAGCACCCUCGGACCAUCUAAGGUCUGCCCGAGACUGAGAGUCGUUACUUUCUUUUUGUCCGACAUGUUUAAGAUAAUUAUCCUGGGGAUAUACGGCGAAAUGUUGUAUUGUCCC